UGCCUCCCACAGGUGACCACCAUGAUCCCCUGGGUGCUCUUGGCCUGUGCCCUCCCCUGUGCAGCUGACCCACUGCUUGCUGCCUUCGCACGCAGGGACUUCCAGAAGGGCUCCCCUCAACUCGUCUGCAGCCUGCCUGGCCCCCAGGGCCCACCUGGCCCCCCAGGAGCCCCAGGGCCUUCAGGAAUGGUGGGAAGAAUGGGUUUUCCUGGCAAAGACGGUCAGGACGGCCAGGACGGGGACCGGGGGGACAGCGGAGAGGAAGGUCCACCUGGCCGGACAGGUAACCGGGGCAAGCAAGGGCCAAAGGGCAAAGCCGGGGCCAUUGGACGGGCUGGCCCUCGUGGCCCCAAGGGGGUCAGCGGUACCCCUGGAAAGCACGGCACUCCAGGCAAGAAGGGGCCCAAGGGCAAGAAGGGCGAGCCGGGACUCCCAGGCCCCUGCAGCUGCGGCAGUGGCCGUGCCAAGUCGGCCUUCUCAGUGGCAGUGACCAAGAGCUACCCGCGGGAGCGACUGCCCAUCAAAUUUGACAAGAUUCUGAUGAACGAGGGCGGCCACUACAACGCAUCCAGCGGCAAGUUCGUCUGCGGUGUGCCAGGGAUCUACUACUUCACCUACGACAUCACGCUGGCCAACAAGCACCUGGCCAUCGGCCUGGUGCACAACGGCCAGUACCGAAUCCGGACCUUCGAUGCCAACACCGGCAACCACGAUGUGGCCUCGGGCUCCACCAUCCUGGCUCUCAAGCAGGGUGACGAGGUCUGGCUGCAGAUUUUCUACUCGGAGCAGAACGGGCUGUUCUAUGACCCCUACUGGACCGACAGCCUCUUCACGGGCUUUCUCAUCUAUGCCGACAGGGAAGACCCCAACGAGGUGUAGACAGGGACCUCCGGGCAGGGACCGAGCUUCUGGAUUUCUGCCUACAGAGCAAGACCCCUCAACUGUAGGCUGGGUGCUGGGAAUCUCAGGAGCUUCUAGCCUCAGGCUGACCUCCUCUGCUUUUUUUUUUUUUUUUUUAAUCAUUAAAUCUAAGCUUUUUUAU
Molecule: messenger RNA, 1042 nt
Organism: Marmota flaviventris (yellow-bellied marmot)
Lineage: Eukaryota; Metazoa; Chordata; Mammalia; Rodentia; Sciuridae
Source: RefSeq, a predicted model, not a curated record